Messenger RNA from Cylicostephanus goldi, 219 nucleotides. The record is from the annotation of a GenBank genome assembly. Lineage: Eukaryota; Metazoa; Nematoda; Chromadorea; Rhabditida; Strongylidae.
GAGGCUGAGCCGGAGUUGGACUUAUCAGGACGUCCCGUCCAGCCACCAUCAGAACAAAUGCUCGCAGAGUUCAACGAACUAUACCCGGAUGAUUCCCCGGAAGAUGAGGAACCGUCGAGCGAGGAAAGGAAUGUUUCAUUGAAGGAUCUUGUGGUUAGUCCCUGUCUUUCAGUAGAAUUUGUGGUGAAAUCUCAAUUUAUAGCUGAGGCCAAAAUGUAG